This is a messenger RNA of Dermacentor albipictus, 1240 nucleotides long. Its product is annotated as cell growth-regulating nucleolar protein-like. The record is from RefSeq and is a predicted model, not a curated record. NCBI's taxonomy places the organism in Eukaryota, Metazoa, Arthropoda, Arachnida, Ixodida, Ixodidae. Gene Ontology annotation, biological process: rRNA processing; negative regulation of transcription by RNA polymerase II. Gene Ontology annotation, molecular function: DNA binding. Gene Ontology annotation, cellular component: nucleolus.
CUUCCGUUCUGCAGUGGUAGCUAACUCUCGCAUUGCUGAGUGGACGUCCGAACACGUGUUUGCGGUGUAGUAGUCCGCAGAGACACACUCACUUUGCCCGUGUCAACUCGUGCGAAGGUGUGAAAUAUAAUUCACACUAAGCAUGGUAGUCUUUACGUGUAACACGUGUGGUGAUUCGCUAAAGAAGAACCAAGUCGAAAAGCACGUUUACUCUAAAUGUCGGAGCUGCAACAUGCUUACCUGUAUCGACUGCAACAAAGACUUUUGGGGAGAUGCCUACAAGGAACACAUCAAAUGUGUUACUGAAGCAGAACGGUAUGGAGGAAAAAACUUCAAACCACAAGUAUUUAAAGGAGAAGUCAAGCAGCAAGAAUGGACCGAGCUUCUGUCAAAGAUUAUUGAAACACAAGGCAUGGCUCCACCUGUGAGAGAAGUCUUCGAAAGAAUGCAGAACUUCAACAAUGUACCCAGGAAAGAAAAGCCAUUCAAGAACUUCCUCCAGUCCAGCAUGGGAGUGCGAAACCCAUCUUUAGCUCAAGACGUCUGGCAGACCAUCCAGAAAGCCCAGCAGACUGUGCAGAAACGGCAGCCAGUAAAUAAGCAGUCUGAAAAGUCGCUUGUCACUGAUGAGAAUGCUUCAAAAAACAAGAAACCGCAGCUUUCAGGCAAUGAAGAAAGUGACCAGCAGCAAGAAAAUGGGGAACCACAGGAAGCUCUAGGUCAGGAAAGCACUCCAGGCAAGAAGAGACCACAGAACGGCACUGUUGAUGAAAAAGUUCUGGCCAAGAAGUCAAAGAGAGAGCAACAGGAUAGCACUGUGAAUGAUGUUAGUGAAGAGAGUGCAAAAAAGAGAAAACGAAAGAAGAGGCAACAAGAGGAUGCUGUUGACUGUGAAGGCAACACACAGAACGAGGAGCCAACAAAGAAGUUCAAGCAGCAGGACCAGGAGGCUGAUAAAGAGGCUGAAGGAGGUGAUGAAUCGGAAGAUAGGGUCAAGUUUAAAUGGAAGAAAGCUGUCAAGGUGGCAUUGCUGGAGGCUGAUGAACACCAACUCUCUCGGAAGCUGCUGCGAAAAAGAGUCUUCAAAGAAUGUCGCAAGAAAGGUGGGCAUCUUUCAGAUGAAGAAAUGCAGGCUAAGUUUGACAAAGUACUCUCCAACACGAGGUACUUUGAACAUGAAGGUGAUAUGGUUCGUUUGGUGCACUUAAGCAGCUAAAUAAAAACAUACUGUUGUCUCCCA